This is a messenger RNA of Magallana angulata, 1178 nucleotides long. RefSeq names its product actin-6-like. The transcript has 8 exons. The record is from RefSeq and is a predicted model, not a curated record. Lineage: Eukaryota; Metazoa; Mollusca; Bivalvia; Ostreida; Ostreidae. The coding region runs from base 32 to 1177 and encodes 381 amino acids.
GUGAUUGGGUCUUCUGUGUUAUGCAAAUGCCAUGAGUUCUGACGAUGACGAUUGGAUGGAUGUGGUUGUCAUUGACAACGGGUCAGGGUCAAGUCGAUCGGGAUUUGCCGGAGAAGAUGCCCCCCGAUCCAUUUUCCCCUCGGUGGUAGGAGGACACAAAGAAGGAAUGACACAUUUCAUCGCCUCAAAUUCAGGGAGUUUUGUUGGGGACCAAGCCGUUUCACUGAGCAAAGUUCUGUCCCUUCGUCAUCCCAUAGAGAGGGGUGUAGUCACCGAUUGGGAUGCUAUGGCGACGAUAUUGCAUUAUGUUUUUGAGACUGAAUUAAAGACAAAGUCUGAAGACAUGAAAGUUCUUAUGACGGAUACUAUUUUGAAUCCAGCAGGAAAUCGGGAAAAAAUGACAGAGGUAAUGAUGGAAACAUUCCACGUCCCCGGCUUCCAUGUGAAGAAUCAAGGCAUUCUGUCGGUGUACGGAUCCGGAAGGGGAUGUGCUGUAACAGUGAACAUAGGGGACGGAGCCACACAAAUAUAUGUUAUUUACGAAGGAAUGACGGUUCUUGCAGCAAACAGACGACUAGAUCUUGCAGGGAGAGAUAUAACCCUUUAUCUACAGAGACUUCUGUACAACAGGGGAUAUUCAUUUACCACUCAUGCGGAAAUGAUGAUUGUAAAGGACAUGAAGGAGAAGUUAUGUUUUGUGAGCCAGGAUUAUAAAAAGGAUCAGAUAACUGCUGAGACGACUUCAGAUUUAGAUAAGUCGUACACACUGCCAGACGGAAGUCAAAUCACACUGGGACAUGAGAGGUUUCAAUGCCCGGAAGCUCUGUUUCAACCAUCAUUACUAGGCCUGGACUGUGACGGGAUCCAUCAGCAGAUUAACCAGUGUAUCCUGGAGUGUGGCCUGGAUAUGAGGAGUACUCUGUACGUCAAUGUCGUCUUAUCCGGAGGAACUACGAUGUGUCUGGGAUUUGCCGAUAGACUACAUCUCGAAUUGCAAGCCUUGGUUCCUGGACCUAUGAAGGUAAAAGUAGUGGCCCCUCCCGAAAGAAAAUUUUUGCCUUGGAUCGGAGGUUCAAUCGUAGGAUCUCUCUCUACCUUUCAACAGCAAUGGAUUACUCAGGAAAUGUAUCAGGAAGUCGGGCCCAGCAUAGUUCACCGACGAUGCGCGAAUGUAUGAG